GGCUACGAGCCCCGUUAUCGGGAGCUUGCCCGAGUCGUCAAGGGUGAGUUUCCCGAUGCGGAUGUGUCGGGCUUCGUUGGCCGGAAAGCCAGCUUUGAGAUUGAAAUCAACGGGCAGCUGGUUUUCUCGAAACUGGAGCUCGGAGGAUUCCCAUAUGAGGAUGACGUAAUGGAAGUCAUCCAGAAAGCUCAUGAAGGCAAACCUCUGACAAAGAUCACCAAGAGCCAAGCGCCAUGUGUCAUCAUGUAGACAAACAGGUGUGAAUGGAACAAAGCUGGCUUUCCCCAACAGUGUCCUGAUUGAAGUGUGUGUGUGUGGGGGGGGGGGG
Hippocampus comes (tiger tail seahorse) is the source of this 328-nucleotide messenger RNA. RefSeq names its product migration and invasion enhancer 1-like. The annotation marks the transcript as partial. Gene Ontology annotation, cellular component: cytosol. NCBI's taxonomy places the organism in Eukaryota, Metazoa, Chordata, Actinopteri, Syngnathiformes, Syngnathidae. Gene Ontology annotation, biological process: positive regulation of filopodium assembly; negative regulation of apoptotic process. The transcript has 3 exons. The record is from RefSeq and is a predicted model, not a curated record.